AUCGCCGUGCGGCAGGGAGCUGAAGUACUUCAGAACGAGGAGGGUGAGACCAUGAGCCACCUGAUGGGUAUGUUCUACUGGACCAUCCGCAUGGUGGAGAUCAGCAUCAAGCCAGUUUACGUGUAUGAUGGCACCCCGCAGAUGAAAUUGUGUGAGCUGGUGAAGCAGACUGAGUGCCAGACCGAGGCCAAGAAACACCUGCAGGAGGCUCAGGAGGCUGGAGAGGAGAACAACAUCGAGAAGCACAGCAAGAGGCUGGUCAAAGUGACCCAGCAGCACACUGAGUGUAAGAAGUUACUAACGCUGAUGGGCAUCGUGUCUGCGCCAGGGGAGGCCAAAGCCAGCUGCGCUGUCUUGGUGACUGGGAAGGUCUACGUGGCUGCCACGGAAGAUAUGGAUUGCCUGACCUUUGGCAGCCCUGUACUGAUGCAGCAUCUUACUGCUAGUGAGAUGAAGAAGCUGUCCAUCCAGGAGUUUCACCUGAACUGUAUUCUGCAGGAUCUCAACCUGACCUGGGAGCAGUUUCUGGAUCUGUGUAUCCUGGGCUGCAAUUACUGCGAGAGCAUCCACUGA
Pterocles gutturalis (yellow-throated sandgrouse) is the source of this 573-nucleotide messenger RNA. RefSeq names its product flap endonuclease 1-like. Gene Ontology annotation, cellular component: nucleus. The record is from RefSeq and is a predicted model, not a curated record. Gene Ontology annotation, molecular function: magnesium ion binding; RNA-DNA hybrid ribonuclease activity; manganese ion binding. NCBI's taxonomy places the organism in Eukaryota, Metazoa, Chordata, Aves, Pterocliformes, Pteroclidae.